CCUCCCCAAAUUCUGAGUUUCCCUCCUCAAUAGGCCUAAGUAUUUCCAUCCCUCUCCCAAAUCUCCAAAAUUUGGAAUCGAUUUUGCUAAAACUCAAAAACCCAUUCGAACCUAAUGCAAAAUUCAAAAGCGCGACUCUAAUCCAUGAACAAUAGGAGAGACUUUGGAAUUGAAAAUUUAUUUGAAAUUAAGGUAGCUUGUUUUGCAUAGAAUCGUCGGGAAUCAUUUUAGAUUAUUGUGCCGUAAUAGAUUAUCGAACGGUAAACCGUGUUAGACUAUCGAACGACUUGGUGAAAGGCUAUGGCUGGGGGAAAUCGUGGAACAGGGCGCAGGGGUAGACCAACCUUAAGUGCGCGUGCUGGUGGGAGAACUCCAUUAGUUGUUAGGAGUGAGCCUGUUAAUCGAGAUGAGGUUGAGGUGGAUGAUGUUCAAAAUGAGUCAUUGGACUCUUCUGCAAGGAAUCAUGAUCAACAUAAUACAAAUGUUGGACAAAGUCAACAGUUGGGGCAACAAAAUCAACCAAAUUUCAUGGAAAUUAUGCAGACUAUGGCAAAGACUAUGGCUGAACAACAAGAGUUAGUCAAGUCCUUGGCAGAGCAACAAGCAAGGGUAAUUGCAGAGCAGCAGGAAAAGAGUACCUUCACAGAAGCAUUCCUUAAGGAGUAUCUACCUGAAAGUGACAGACAUGAGAUGCAGCAAAAAUUUCAUACCCUUGUCCAAGGUGACAAGUUUAUGAAGGAAUAUGAGAAGGAAUUCAACCAGCUUUUAAAGUUUGCUCCUCUGGCUACUCAAAAGGAUGAGGAAUCUAGGAGGUUGAAAUUUCUCUAUGGGCUAAAUCCACAUAUUCUGUCUGAGGUUCAAAAAUUUGAAGUAAGUACAUAUUCUACAACAGUUAACAAAGCUAAAGUGAUAGAGCAAGGUCAGAAAGUGGUUAUGGCGGCAGAGGAGAGUAGUGUUGGCACUAAGAAACAGAAAUGGAUGGGUGCCUUAAGCGGGAAAGAUUCCACUAAUCACAGUUUUAUGCAGAGCAAAAGACAAAACACAGGAUUUUCUGGAAUCGAAUGCACCAGGGGGAAAUCCAAUUGUAUUCAUGCAAGGUACCCACCAAAUUCAUGUUUCAAAUGUGGGCAACAGGGACAUAAGGCCAUUAAUUGUCCUCAAGGUAGACAAAACACCCAGGUUACUCAACGUGUUUCAGCUAAACAAUCAGUUGCCAGUGAGAGAGCAUCUACUGCAGGUUCAAGUAAAGGAGUAAGUCAGAAACCUCCAGUUCAAGGUCGUGUUUUUGCUUUGACUCAACAGGAUGCGCGAGCAUCUAAUGAUGUAGUGACGGGGAGACAACUUCCUGCCAAUUUAAUUAUUCUUGAUAUGCAUGAUUUUGAUAUUAUUUUGGGAAUGGACUGGCUUGCUCAAAAUUAUGCUAAUUUGGAUUGUCAUGGUAAAAGGUUAGAAUUUCGAAUUCCUAGACAACAGGAAUUUAGUUUUGUAGAUGAAUUGUCUGAAUUACCACCUAAUAGGGAAGUGGAAUUUUCUAUUGAUUUGGUUCCUGGAAUAGCUCCAAUCUCUAAGGCUCCAUAUAGGAUGGCCCCUACAAAACUCAAGGAGCUAAAGGAGCAAUUGCAAGAGCUGUUGGAUAAAGGUUUUAUAAGGCCGAGUGUGUCACCUUGGGGUGCUCCUGUGUUAUUUGUGAAAAAAAAGGAUGGAACCAUGAGACUCUGUAUUGACUAUAGAGAGUUGAACAAGGUGACAGUACGUAACAGGUAUCUUUUGCCUAGAAUUGAUGAUCUUUUUGAUCAGCUGGUGGGAGCUCAAGUUUUCUCUAAAAUUGACUUGAGAUCUGGAUACCAUCAAUUGAAGAUCAAGGGAGAGGAUAUUCCUAAAUCAGCCUUCAGAACCUGCUAUAGGCAUUAUGAAUUUUUGGUGAUGCCAUUUGGGUUAACUAAUGCUCCUGCAGCGUUCAUGGAUUUAAUGAAUAGGGUGUUUAAGCCUUACUUAGAUAAAUUUGUUGUGGUGUUCAUUGAUGAUAUUUUGGUGUACUCUCGAAGUAUAGCAGAACAUGAAGAACAUUUACGGCUAGUUUUACAAGUUCUAAGGGAGAAAAAGCUUUAUGCAAAGCUGAAGAAAUGUGAGUUUUGGUUGAAUAGUGUUGCAUUUUUAGGACAUGUAGUGUCUAAGGAUGGAAUUUCAGUAGAUCCGGAAAAGGUUAAAGCAGUGGUAGAAUGGAGUAGACCUACUAAUGUGACUGAAGUUCGGAGCUUCUUGGGCUUAGCUGGGUAUUAUAGAAGAUAUGUGGAGGGAUUUUCUCGUAUUGCAAUUCCAUUAACUCAAUUAACGCAAAAGGGUGUGAAGUUUGAGUGGACAGAUGAAUGUGAACAAAGUUAUCAAGAGUUGAAGAGUAGAUUGGUCUCAGCACCUAUUCUGACCAUUCCUGAUGAUAAUGGUGGUUUUACAAUUUUCAGUGAUGCUUCAAUGAAAGGGUUGCGUUGUGUUUUGAUGCAACAUGGCAAGGUGGUAGCUUAUGCCUCAAGACAGUUGAAACCAUAUGAGAGGAAUUAUCCAACUCAUGAUCUCGAACUAGCAGCAGUUGUUUUUGCUCUUAAAAUUUGGAGACAUUAUUUAUAUGGUGAGAGGUGUGAGAUAUUUACUGAUCAUAAAAGUUUAAAAUAUAUUUUCACACAAAAGGAGUUGAAUAUGAGACAGAGGAGAUGGUUGGAGUUACUAAAGGAUUAUGAUUUGGUAAUCAAUUACCAUCCUGGGAAAGCUAAUGUGGUAGCUGACGCAUUGAGUAGAAAGAACCAUAGUAUGCUAGCUGUUUUAAUUACUUCUCAAAGGUAUAUCUUGGAAGAUUUGAUUAAGAUGGAUGUUAGAGUAUAUAGGCAUGACUUAGAUGCACUUUUGGCUAGUUUGCAAGUCCAGCCGACCUUGAUCGAGAAGAUAAAGAUUGCCCAGUUGGAUGAUCCAUUUCUGCAGCAAAUGAGAAAAAAGGUGGAGUCCAAUGAUCCCAAAUUGGAAUCUUUUAAGAUUCAUGAAGAUGGUUCUAUUAGGCACGGUGAUCGAAUUUGUGUUCCUAAUGAUUCAGAGUUAAAGGAGGUUAAGAGUGAGCAUCAAAGACCAGCUGGCAAGUUGCAGCCACUUCCUAUUCCAGAGUGGAAGUGGGAACAUAUAACCAUGGACUUUGUCACUGGUUUUCCUGCAACAAAAAAUGGAAAUGAUUCUAUUUGGGUUAUUGUUGAUAGGUUAACCAAGUCUGCCCAUUUUCUUCCCUAUAAAACAAGAAUGCAAAUAGAAGGAUUUGCAAAGUUAUACUUAAAAGAGAUUGUGAGGUUGCAUGGGAUACCGGUGUCUAUGGUUUCAGAUAGAGAUUCUCGUUUUGUUUCUCAUUUAUGGGGCAGCAUACACAAUGCUUUAGGAACAACUCUUAAUUUUAGCACCGCUUAUCAUCCACAAACAGAUGGACAAUCUGAAAGAACCAUUCAGACUUUGGAAGACAUGUUGAGAGCAUGCGUAAUUGAUAAGGAAAAUUCUUGGGAUCAUCAUUUACCUCUCCUAGAAUUUGCUUAUAAUAAUAGUUACCAUGCAAGUAUUAAGAUGGCUCCAUAUGAGGCUUUGUAUGGGAGGAGGUGCAAGUCUCCAAUAUGUUGGACAGAUGUUGGGGAAAGGAGUUUGUUGGGCCUAGAGUUGAUCCAGCAAGCUACAGAGAAAGUUCAUCUUAUACGAGAGCAUCUUCGUGUUGCACAAAGUAGGCAAAAGAGUUAUGCAGAUAAUCGGAGACAUGAUUUAGAAUUUGCUGUGAGAAAGAAGGUAUUUUUGAAGGUGUCACCUACUAAAGGUGUUGUGAGGUUCGGUAUUCGAGGGAAGCUUAGCCCUCGCUUUAUUGGUCCCUUUGAGAUUUUAGAAAGGGUUGGAGAAGUGGCUUAUAGGUUGGCAUUGCCGCCGAAUUUAUCGGAGGUGCAUAAUGUUUUUCAUGUAUCAAUGCUAAGGAAGUAUGUUCCAGACCUUAGUCAUGUGAUUGAGCAUGUUCCAAUCCAGUUGAGAGAAGACCUCUCCUAUGAAGAACAACCAAUUUGUAUUGUUGACCGAAAGGAGCAAGUGUUGAGAAGACGUGUUAUACCCUAUGUUAAGAUUCAAUGGAGUAAUCAUACAGAGCGAGAAGCAACAUGGGAGUUGGAGGAAGAUGCUAGGAAAAAAUACCCGCAACAUUUUGAUGAACAAGUUUUGAGUUUAAGGACUAAACUCUUUUAAGAGGGGAAGAAUGUAAUACCCAUAAUUUUUAUUAUUGCUAUUAUUAUUUAAUUCCUUAAGGAUGUGUAUGCAAUAAGGUGGAAAUAUGAGGACUUAUGUGUAUAAUGGUAAUAAAGAUGAAGGAGUGGC
Rubroshorea leprosula is the source of this 4371-nucleotide messenger RNA. Lineage: Eukaryota; Viridiplantae; Streptophyta; Magnoliopsida; Malvales; Dipterocarpaceae. The record is from the annotation of a GenBank genome assembly.